AUGCAGGCAGUAGAGGCUGCAAAGCAGGUGGAGGAGGCAGCGCAUGUGACCAAUCUAAUCUCUCUACGAGACCAGUACGCAGCUCUGGAGCAGGCUGCCAGCGAUGGGGCAUUCUGGGAGGACCAGGAGAGCGCUCAGGCCACGCUGCAGCAGAUGAGCGAGCUGAAGGGCAUCGUGCAGGAAGUGGAGGGGUUCCAGGGCCUCCUGGGAGAUGUACAAACAGCCAUUGAACUCGCUGAAAUGGAGGCAGGUCCUUUCUGCCUGGAGGGGGUCGAAGCGUUGGAGAGGCUGCAGAAGGGGCUUGCCAGGUGGGAGCUGCAGCGGCUGCUGGGCGGCGAGUAUGACAAGGGCAGCGCCACCCUCAGUAUCCAGGCAGGUGCCGGGGGCACGGAUGCGAUGGACUGGGCGGAGAAGCUGGAGCGCAUGUACACGCGCUGGGCCGAGAAGCAGGGCUACAAAACACGCUCACUGAGUUUCCUUUUGUGCAACGUGCAAUCAGGCGAGGAGGCCGGGGUGAAGAGCGUGGAGAUGGAGGUGCAUGGGAGAUACGCCUAUGGGUACCUGGCAGGCGAGAAGGGAACGCACAGACUGGUGCGCCAGUCCCCCUUCAAUGCCAAGGCUGCGCGUCAGACCAGCUUCGCUGCCGUGGAAGUCAUGCCAAUCCUCGGAGAGAAGGCGACCCAGGUGGAAAUUCCUGAAUCUGACUUGGAGAUCACGACCACUAGAUCACAGGGCGCAGGCGGCCAGAAUGUGAACAAGCUGGAGACGUGCGUGCGCAUCAAACACAUCCCCACAGGCAUCGCCGUACGGUGCCAGCAACAGCGCUCGCAGCUGCAGAACAAGGCGCUGGCAAUGGAGCAGCUCAAGGCGAAGCUGGUGGUAGUGCAGCAGGAACAGCAGGCGAGGGAGAUAGCCGAGAUCAGGGGAGAUAUUGUGAAGGCGGAGUGGGGCCAGCAGAUCAGGAACUAUGUGUUCCACCCCUACAAGCUGGUCAAGGAUGUGCGCACUGGCAUGGAAACCUCUGAUGUGCCAGGGGUCAUGGAUGGAGAUAUAGACCAGUUUGUGCAGGCCUACCUACGGCACAAGGGCCGCCUCAGCACGGAGUGA
Coccomyxa subellipsoidea C-169 is the source of this 1107-nucleotide messenger RNA. Its product is annotated as peptide chain release factor 2. Bases 1 to 1107 code for a protein of 368 amino acids. Gene Ontology annotation, cellular component: cytoplasm. The record is from RefSeq and is a predicted model, not a curated record. The transcript is spliced from 7 exons. Gene Ontology annotation, molecular function: translation release factor activity, codon specific. NCBI's taxonomy places the organism in Eukaryota, Viridiplantae, Chlorophyta, Trebouxiophyceae, Coccomyxaceae. Gene Ontology annotation, biological process: translational termination.